GCGCUCUGCUUGUGCGUCACUUCCGGUAAGUCUAUCGGCGACAACGGCAACAUGGCUCUGAACGGCGCUGAAGUCGACGAUUUCUCCUGGGAGCCCCCGACUGAAGCGGAGAUGAAGGUGCUGCAAGCGCGGCGGGAGCGGCAGGAUCGCAUCUCCCGGCUCAUGGGCGACUACCUGCUGCGUGGUUACCGCAUGCUGGGCGAGACGUGCGCGGACUGCGGGACGAUCCUCCUCCAAGACAAACAGCGGAAAAUCUACUGCGUGGCUUGUCAGGAGCUCGAUUCAGACGUGGAUAAAGAUAAUCCGGCUCUGAAUGCCCAGGCUGCCCUCUCCCAAGCUCGGGAGCACCAGCUCGCCUCUGCUUCGGAGCCCCCGUUAGGCUCUCGGCCAGCCCCUCAGCCCCCAGUCCCCCGUCCAGAGCACUGUGAGGGAGCUGCAGCAGGGCUCAAGGCAGUCCAGGGGCCGCCCCCUCCUGCUGUGCCUCCAAAUGCUGAAGUUGUGGCCUGCACACGGGAGGCUCUCCUGCAGAAGCUGGCCUGGGCCUCAGCUGAGCUGGGCUCUAGCACCUCCCUGGAGACGAGCAUCCAGCUGUGUAGCCUUAUCCGGGCUUGUGCUGAAGCCCUGCGCAGCCUGCAGCAGCUACAACCCUAAAAGACCCCUCCUGAGAAGAAUCCUCUAGAAAAACA
This is a messenger RNA of Phacochoerus africanus (Common warthog), 686 nucleotides long. It is a transcript of the gene ZNRD2, whose product is annotated as zinc ribbon domain containing 2. The transcript is spliced from 4 exons. Lineage: Eukaryota; Metazoa; Chordata; Mammalia; Artiodactyla; Suidae. Bases 52 to 651 code for a protein of 199 amino acids. The record is from RefSeq and is a predicted model, not a curated record.